AUGUUCAGCAGGGAAGUUAAGCUAGCCCAAUUGGCUGUCAAAAGGGCAUCUCUAUUGACUAAGAGGAUAAGUGAUGAGAUUGCAGCUCGCACAGUUGGCGGAAUUUCGAAAUCGGACGAUUCUCCAGUCACUGUGGGGGACUUUGCUGCUCAGUCUAUCAUCAUCAACAGCAUCAAGAAAGCCUUCCCCAAUGAUGAGGUUGUUGGAGAAGAAGACUCUGCGAUGUUGAAGAAAGACCCAAAGCUGGCUGAAAAGGUGUUGGAAGAGAUCAAGUGGGUUCAAGAGCAGGACAAAGCCAACAAUGGGUCGUUAUCUCUGUUGAACUCGGUAGACGAAGUUUGCGAUGCUAUCGACGGCGGCAGCUCUGAAGGUGGCCGUCAAGGAAGAAUUUGGGCCUUGGAUCCCAUUGAUGGUACUAAGGGCUUCCUGAGAGGCGACCAAUUUGCCGUUUGUCUGGCAUUAAUCGUGGAUGGGGUUGUAAAAGUUGGUGUAAUUGGGUGUCCAAAUCUACCGUUUGACCUACAAAAUAAGAGCAAGGGAAAAGGAGGACUUUUCACCGCAGCUGAAGGCGUAGGAUCAUACUAUCAGAACUUGUUUGAAGAGAUCUUGCCUCUGGAAUCAUCAAAAAGAAUCACAAUGAACAAUUCUCUUUCUUUUGAUACCUGCAGAGUCUGUGAAGGUGUUGAGAAGGGUCAUUCAAGUCAUGGGUUGCAAGGAUUAAUAAAAGAAAAGCUCCAGAUCAAGUCCAAGUCCGCCAACUUGGAUUCUCAAGCCAAGUACUGUGCUCUGUCGAGAGGAGAUGCUGAAAUAUAUUUGAGGUUGCCAAAAGAUGUGAAUUACCGAGAGAAAAUAUGGGAUCAUGCUGCUGGCAACAUUCUGAUCAAGGAAAGCGGAGGCAUUGUGUCUGAUAUUUAUGGUAACCAGUUGGAUUUUGGCAACGGUCGGGAGCUCAACUCGCAGGGAAUAAUCGCGGCAUCAAAAAAUUUACAUAGCGAUAUCAUCACUGCAGUGAAAAGUAUUAUUGGAGAUAGAGGCCAAGAUUUGGAGAAGUAUAUAUAG
This is a messenger RNA of Komagataella phaffii GS115, 1059 nucleotides long. Its product is annotated as Bisphosphate-3'-nucleotidase, involved in salt tolerance and methionine biogenesis. The record is from RefSeq and is a predicted model, not a curated record. Gene Ontology annotation, biological process: phosphatidylinositol phosphate biosynthetic process; sulfate assimilation. Gene Ontology annotation, molecular function: 3'(2'),5'-bisphosphate nucleotidase activity. The coding region runs from base 1 to 1059 and encodes 352 amino acids. The transcript has a single exon. NCBI's taxonomy places the organism in Eukaryota, Fungi, Ascomycota, Pichiomycetes, Pichiales, Pichiaceae.